AUGGCAGUCGACAUGAACAUCAAGGAACUUCUGGUCAUAGGAGAUUCUAAUCUACUGAUACAUCAAGUUCAAGGUGAAUGGACUGCCAAAAGUGUCAAGAGCAUUCUAUACCUGCAAUGUGUGAAAGAGUUGUGCAAUAAAUUCAUCAAGAUCGAAUUCAGACAUGUUCUCAAAAUCCAGAAUGAGUUUGCCAAUGCUCUUGCAACCUUGUCAUCUAUUAUCCAACAUCCAAAUAAGAAUUACAUCAACCCAAUUGAGAUAGAGUUUUGGGAUCAGCACACGUACUAUUUCCAUGUAGAUGAAGAGGUAGACGAUAAGUCGUGGUACUACUACAUCAAAAGGUUCCUUAAACCAAGCGAAUACUGUGAUAAUGCCACCCGUGGUCAGAAACGAGCAUUACGAACACUAGCAAAUCACUUUUUCCUUAACGAGGAAUUAUUGUACAGGAGGAUACCAAACUUUAAUCUAUUAAGGUGUGUAGAUGCCGCUGAAGGAACCAGAUUACUGGAAGAAAUACACGCAAGAACAUGA
Molecule: messenger RNA, 531 nt
Organism: Nicotiana tabacum (common tobacco)
Lineage: Eukaryota; Viridiplantae; Streptophyta; Magnoliopsida; Solanales; Solanaceae
Molecular function (GO): RNA-DNA hybrid ribonuclease activity; nucleic acid binding
Source: RefSeq, a predicted model, not a curated record